UUUCCCACAUGUUUCUUUAAACACCUAAACAUUUUAUAAUUGUCUUCUAAUAUUUUAGUAUAUUGAUUAAUCGGAGUUUGACGUUAUCACAGUGACAGGAGUAAGUAACCAUGUUAACGUCUAAGGUGUUUGUGAAGAAGACGAAAAAGGGCAGCGUGAUGAAAAUAGUCCGGGAACAUUACCUCCGUGACGACAUCACCUGCGGAUCCCAGACCUGCGAAUCGUGUGAGCACGACGCAGACGACCAGCCCCUGCAGAGAGACCCGUCCAACGAUAGCAGCGCGUGCCCUGGCGCUCAUUAUUUACUACCAGACACUAAUGUCGUCUUACAUCAGAUUGACGUGUUAGAAGAUCCUUCUCUGACAAACGUAGUUAUUCUUCAAACAGUUCUUGAUGAGGUGAAGGCACGAAGUAUCCCGUCCUACAAGAGACUGAAAGACAUCCUUGGAAACUCCAGUAAACAUUUCUAUACGUUCUCCAAUGAAUAUAACCGUGACACGUAUGUGGAGAGGAAUCCCGGUGAGUCGUCUAAUGACAGAAAUGACCGUGCAAUUCGCGAGGCGUGUCGGUGGUACGGGAAACACCUACACGACAACGGUAACACCAUGCAGGUGGUGCUACUCACCAACGACGCUGACAACAGAAAGAAGGCUCGCGAUGAGGGAAUCACAGUGUUCACGAUUGAGGAAUAUGUGAAGAGUUUGAAGAGUAACCCGGGUCUCAUUGACAAGUUAGCCAGAUCUGAUAAAGGAAUGUCAAUAGAGAGUCAUGGAAAGAACCUGUACCCCGAGCACCUAGCCUUGUCGGAACUUCAGCGGGGAAUAAAAUCAGGGAAGUAUUUACAGGGCUCGUUCAUGGCCAGUCGCGAGAACUACUUGGAAGGAAACGUUAGCGUCCAUGACCAGGAAGAUAUGGUAUUUAUUCAAGGGCUGGUUAAUCUGAACCGCGUUGUCCAGGGCGAUAUCGUUGCAAUUCAGAUGUUACCCGAGGAUGAGUGGAAAUGUCCGUCUUCUCUGGUGCUUGACGAUGAAGCCAAUAAAACACUGGAUGAAGAGGAGUUGAACGAGGAUGAAUUGGUCAAAGGUCGGAUUCCAAAGGAACUGCGUCAACCGACUGGAAGAAUUGUGGGUAUUAUUCAGAGGAAGUGGCGUCAGUAUUGUGGAAUUCUGAAACCAUCCAGUCUAAAAGAGAGCAGGAGACAUUUAUUUAUACCAGCAGAAAAGCGCAUCCCAAAGAUUCGAAUAGAGACACGACAAGCUGCAGACUUAGCCGGUCAACGUAUUAUUGUUGCCAUAGACAACUGGUCACGCAACUCCAGAUACCCGCAGGGCCACUUUGUGAAGAAGCUGGGAUCGGUUGGUGAUAAGGACACGGAGAACGAGGUUCUACUACUGGAACACGAUGUUCCGCAUUCAGGUUUCUCCGAGACUGUUCUCAGCUGUCUUCCCAAGAUGCCAUGGGUCAUAACUGAUGAGGAUAUGAAACGUCGUCAGGACUUGCGACACAUCACAGUAUGCAGUGUGGACCCGCCCGGCUGCACGGAUAUUGACGACGCAUUACACUGUCGAGAAUUAGAUAAUGGCAAUCUUGAGGUUGGUGUUCACAUAGCCGACGUGUCUCACUUCAUCCGCCCGGGAACGGCUAUAGACAAGGAGGCUGCGAGUCGCGGGACCACAGUGUACCUCACGGACAUGAGAAUUGACAUGGUGCCAGACUUGCUGAGCUCGAACCUGUGUUCACUGCGGAGUAAUGUGGAUAGGCUUGCCUUCACAGUAAUCUGGGAAAUGACAAAGGAAGCUGAAAUUUUGAAGUCUACAUUUACAAAGAGUGUUAUUUGUUCAAAGGCAUCGCUGACAUACGCAGAGGCCCAGAUGAGGAUCGAUGAUCCCAAGUCGAAUGACGACAUCACUAAAAGUCUGAGGUGGCUUAACAAACUGGCAAAAAUUCUCAAGAAAAAACGAAUUGAUAAUGGAGCUUUAUGUCUGGCAUCUUCUGAAGUUCGUUUCCAUGUGGACAGUGAGACACACGACCCAAUUGACGUACAGACAAAGGAAAUCAGAGACACAAACUCGAUGGUGGAGGAAUUCAUGUUGCUUGCUAAUAUUUCUGUUGCUAAGAAGACGUUGGAGGAAUUUCCCGACUGUGCCUGUCUGAGACGGCAUCCCUCUCCACCCCCUUCGAAUUUCGAACCUCUCCUUAAGGCAGCCAGUUCCAAGGGUUUGCACAUUGACGUGUCGUGUGGGAAGCGCCUGGCAGACAGUCUGGAUGAGGCGGUGUUUGCUGACAACCCAUACUUCAAUACGAUGUUGCGCAUCAUGACGACGCGCUGCAUGAUGCAGGCCGUCUACUUCAGCAGCGGGACCCUGCCCCCCGACGAAUUCAACCACUACGGGCUGGCCGCGCCCAUCUACACACACUUCACAUCGCCCAUCAGGAGAUAUUCUGACAUCAUCGUACAUCGUCUGCUGGCCGUGUGUAUAGGAGCCGACGCAUCGUAUCCUGAUCUCCUUGACAAACAUAAAACACAGUCGGUGUGUAACAACCUUAAUUAUCGACACAAAAUGGCGCAGUAUGCGGGGAGAGCUUCUGUUAACCUUCACACUCAGCUGUUUUUCAAGAAUCGUAUCCAGGAUGAGGAAGGAUACAUACUGUUUGUGAGGAAGAACGCCUUACAGGUGUUGAUCCCCAGAUACGGGCUGGAGGGGACGGUGUUCCUCAACACGGACUCCGGGAAGAAUCUCUUUGUUUACGAUGAUGAGGAAAACACACAGUCAGCAGGAGAUGUCGUUCUGCACGUGUUUGACCGAGUGAUUAUUCAGAUGAGUAUCGACAGGUCAAAUGUUCAGCACAUGAAACUCUCCCUCAAACUCGUUCACCCACAGAUUCCUGGUUUCUCCAUUCCACCAACACCAGAGAAAUGUGACCCAGACGAACCACCAACAAAAAAAGUUAAAAAUUGAUGACUAACACAUUGAUUUUAGGCUGUAGUCACAAGAAACACGCUUAAUUACAAAAACGUGUAACCUUUGAGAAAGCCUGACCCAUUGAAUUCUGCUUGAAUGAAAAGGAAAAUCACAAUGCAUGCUAAUUUAAUGUGCAAUGAAAUAACAUGUUAAGAGAUAAUCAGACCUACACGACCGAUUCAUAUGGAACUGAAUGUGCUGGUCUUCCAUCUCUUCAGCAUCCUUCAAGACAUGUUUUAAUUGUAAUUGUUAUAUUGAUGUGAUUUUUAAUUUACUGUUGUUUGACAUCCCAACAGAUGGGUUAUCGUUUGUGCUGGGAUUCUGUUAAACAUUUGUUCAUUCCUUGAAGUCAUUUACAUAUCAUGCUUACAAUAUAAAUCUUGUACAGUAAA
Gigantopelta aegis is the source of this 3355-nucleotide messenger RNA. RefSeq names its product exosome complex exonuclease RRP44-like. Gene Ontology annotation, cellular component: nuclear exosome (RNase complex); cytoplasmic exosome (RNase complex). Gene Ontology annotation, molecular function: 3'-5'-RNA exonuclease activity; RNA binding; endonuclease activity. The transcript has 23 exons. Gene Ontology annotation, biological process: rRNA catabolic process. Bases 111 to 2960 code for a protein of 949 amino acids. NCBI's taxonomy places the organism in Eukaryota, Metazoa, Mollusca, Gastropoda, Neomphalida, Peltospiridae. The record is from RefSeq and is a predicted model, not a curated record.